Rhipicephalus microplus (southern cattle tick) is the source of this 1359-nucleotide messenger RNA. RefSeq lists its product as uncharacterized. The record is from RefSeq and is a predicted model, not a curated record. NCBI's taxonomy places the organism in Eukaryota, Metazoa, Arthropoda, Arachnida, Ixodida, Ixodidae.
AUGGAUGACUUCACAGAGGAUGUUGACGUUCAUGCAGUGAGCAUGUCUUCAGACCUGGUAAGCAAGAAAAUGUUUGCUCGUCUAGCUGAAGCAACAGCUGCUGACCCAGAUUUACGAACUGUGCUGCGCUGCUUGAGAAACGGCGAAGAACUACAAGGCUGCUUGAAACCAUUCAGCUCAGAGUUGACCGAAGUUCAAGGGAUUGUCCUGAAAGGAACAAAGGUCAUCAUUCCUAAGGCUAUGAGAGCUAAAAUACUGGGUCGCAUUCAUGAAGGUCAUUUAGGCAUAAAUAAGUGCAAAGCAAGGGCCCGUCGACUGGUAUUCUGGCCCGGCCUGAAUGGAGGCAUCGAAAAUCUAGUGAAAAACUGCGCUGUUUGCCAAAAAUACGCGUACAGGCAACAAAGUGAACCGGUAGUGCUCAGGCCAACCCCAGAGCAUGCCUGGUACAGAAUUGGCGUUGACAUCUUUAUGUACGCCGGGAGCUCCUACCUGUGGGUGUUUGAUGCGUUUUCGAACUUUCCUGAAGUCGAAAAGCUGCCGGACACAACGACGGGCACGGUCAUAAACAAACUUAGCUCAAUCUUUUCUAGAUAUGGAAUUCCCUUAGAAGUCUGCACUGAUAACGGCCCCCAGUUCGCAUCCCAUGAAUUCUCUUUGUUUGCCUCCAGAUAUGACUUCACGCACGUGACUUCCAGUCCAAGAUUCCGGCGGUCAAACGGGCUCACAGAAAAAGGAGUUCAAAUUGUUAAAAGGAUCAUGAAGACUGGUGAAAGGAAGGAGGACUUCUGGCUUGGUCUACUCAGCUAUCGCUCGACGCCACUGGACGAAGGCCGAUCUCCAGAAGAAUUGCUGCAGGGCAGGAAAUUGCGCAAUCGGCUGCCCGAAAUCAGACCGUGCUCUGGACGCCAGGACUUCAGGCGUCAGUCGCGCCAACCGAAGUCGUCGAAAGGAAAAACCCUGCCAGAACUCAACAAAGAUGCAGUCGUAAGAGUUCGUGGGGAUACAUGGGAUCGCAAGGCUCGUGUUUUGGAUAAGGUGGUGCCAAGGUCUUAUCGCGUCUUCACAGAAGACAGUCGGGUGCUUCGACGGAAUCGGCAACACCUUCUCGCCACACGUGAAUCUUUCCAGAGGGAUGAAGCGGAGGACUCAUCCACCGACGAAGCCAUGUUCCAGGAAAAUUCAUGGUUGCCGUCAGUGGUACAACCUGCGUCAACAGGAAGUUCGCCGGUGUCGACGACGUCAACCCCAACGCUAGAACACCAACCAAGGAAGUCCACCCGGCAAAGGCGAAAACCCAGCCGCCUUGGUUACGACGAGAACUUCAACCAAGUCACGUGUAUCUUGAUGUCAAAGCUCUAG